AUGCCACCCAAGAGAGCCUCAAUGGAGAGUUCAGAGGGUUCGCGCAAGGUUGCCAAGACGACCAACGACACCACCAACAACGCUAACCGCCAAGAGCUCGCCCGAAGUCUCAUAGCAAAAGGAAUCGGCAUCUCGAGCGACAACGCGGUCGUUAGACGCGAAGAUGAGGUUGACACUGCCAGUGUUGCGCUCGAGGUGGCGAGUGUUCUGAAGACCAAGGACGAGUUUCCCAACAAGACGUGCAAGGCGCUUGUCACAAUCGCAUUUCAACUCAUUGGGAGAGAUCCGGAGAAUCACAUCGAGCUGGUCAACAAGAUUAUCGAGCGGAUGAAGAACACCCACUUCCUCGAAGCGUCCUUCGCACGGUGGACUGGACAGAGAAAGACAUUCGAGCUUCUCAAGACGGCGAGUGCAAUGUGCAAGACAUGGAGAAACUACAUAUUUGUUCCAGCCGCACAGUUCAUCAUUCCUCCCUUCAUCAUGCUCUACAUCAUGAAGAGCUAUUCUGAGAUGAGGGGAGACAACGCCAAGCUUCUUGCACGCCACAACACGUUUCGCUACCUCGGACGCUCCAUCGACAAGUGGGAAUCAAUGAAAGAAUACCAGGUUAUGCUCAUCGGACGACGGCCUGAUGACGAACCUUUUAAUCCUGCCGAUGUUGCCGUACCCGCGUCAGUUCUCCCGGGACCAGGCCUCAUCAACACACCUGACCUCAUCGCAUUGGCUCCCUACCCCUCUUCGACAAGCUUUAUCUCUGUUCGCAAGGAUCUCACCAGUGAAGAUUGGGUCUCUAUCAAUCGGGAAUGGCUUGACAAACUGGGAGACCGUCGCGUCGAUGGUGCCAGCUUCAAAGACAAGGUCGAGCAGCAGGUCACGGCGCAAACAGCUCCUCUGAUCCCAGAGAUGUACCGGGACAAACUGUGGGCUUGGUUUGGUGAGUUCAACAAGGAAGGUCGAAAGCUGAUUGAAGUAGAUUUCCAGUCAUCGGUUCAGAUCAAGACCGAGGUCGAAAGUUUGAUCCAGUCAGACGAUCCGACGGUGACUGCUCUCCGUCGAAUCGAACAACUCCUGAAGGAACUUCCGGACAGCUGUAUUCAUGAUACCCUUGCAAUCAAAGAGCAGAUAAAUCGACUUUUCGCGUACCGGGAGGCUGAGAAUUCUGAUAGUCAGCGAUGGAAGAACGAUGUUCAGCAGGCGUCACGCGCCAUGGUCGAAGCAGCAAGCAAGCUCCCUAUUUUGGAGGCGUCCGUCAUGAAUUCGAUGAUCCAGCGAGUUGAAAGACACCGACAGGAGGCGAUCGAGAAACUGGAGAAAGAGGUUAACGACAAAUGGGAUGCCGUAGAUGUCUCGGGGUCUGCCUCUCCAGAGAAUGCAGUCGAGCUCAUGGUUGAACUCAAGGAGGACUUCAACAUGACCGAUGACGACAUCAGAGAUUGGAUUCAGUUGGGUGAAGGCAUACGUGGGAUGGAGGACUCCCCCGACAACUGGUUGACUUUUGUCUACUUCAAGAAGAUUGCGAUGACGGUUGGGGGCAACGCCUUGCUAGCCCUUGUCGGCUAUGAUCAGAAGCAGGCAUCCGAUGGCUUGGAGGAAUCGGCGUAG
Molecule: messenger RNA, 1602 nt
Organism: Fusarium falciforme
Lineage: Eukaryota; Fungi; Ascomycota; Sordariomycetes; Hypocreales; Nectriaceae
Exons: 1
Coding region: 1-1602 (533 amino acids)
Source: RefSeq, a predicted model, not a curated record